CCCAUUAUAGAUAGAUACGCCGCGCCUUCCUCGCUUGCGGCGUUGGGUGGGCCUAUGGACCACGACCUUUGGUACGGAUCUUCUAUGUCACCUUUCGGCCCACGACAACGCUCGAGCUCUGAAUGUAUGGGCGUCUUAAUAAUAAUAAUAAUAAUAAUAAAG
Molecule: messenger RNA, 162 nt
Organism: Neurospora hispaniola
Lineage: Eukaryota; Fungi; Ascomycota; Sordariomycetes; Sordariales; Sordariaceae
Exons: 1
Source: RefSeq, a predicted model, not a curated record